AUGCGUUUCUUCGUCUCCCUCGCUGUCGCCGCCAUGGCCGCCGUCGCUUCCGCGGAUAGCAAGGCUAACCCCUUCAGCAUCCCCGUCGAGGGUUACACCUUCAAGACCGGCGAGCCUACCGCUCUCUCAUGGGAGCCUACCACCGAUGGCACUGUCAGCCUGAUCCUGCAGUGGGGAGCCGUGAUCAGCGGCAACUCCGGCACUGUCAUUGCCUCCAACAUCGCCAACGACGGCAGCUACACCUGGGAUGUGCCCUCCAGCCUGGCCGCCCAGCCAGACUACACCAUUAAGAUCGUCUCGGAUGAGGAUAGCGAUGACUACAACUACAUCGGCCGUUUCACCGUUGAUGGUUCCACUGUCAUUGUCUCUUCUGCUACUGCUGCUUCGACCACUGCCUCGACCACCGAGUCUUCUACCUCUACCAAGACCCACACCACUACCUCGGAUGAGACCACCUCGAGCUCUUCGGCCGUCAGCAGCUCCGCCACCACCCUGACCACCGCUUCCAGCUCUGUCGCCAGCUCCUCUGCUACCACCACCGCUACCGAGACCUCCGAGACCACCAGCACUGCUGCGUCCAGCACCUCUGCAUCCGAGAGCGCCGUGCCCACCACCAACACCGGUGCCGGUGCUAUCAACCGCGUCUCCGGUAGCAUGCUCGCCCUCGUUGCCGGUGCCUUCAUGCUGUAA
This is a messenger RNA of Penicillium vulpinum, 690 nucleotides long. RefSeq names its product GPI anchored serine-threonine rich family protein. The record is from RefSeq and is a predicted model, not a curated record. The transcript is spliced from 2 exons. Bases 1 to 690 code for a protein of 229 amino acids. Lineage: Eukaryota; Fungi; Ascomycota; Eurotiomycetes; Eurotiales; Aspergillaceae.